CAAUCAAAAUAUUUUAUAUUAGGAACAAGAAAAAUUAAAUUUUCAAUUCAAUUCAAUUCAAAAAUGCAAUCAUCAUCAUGAAACAAUUUAAUUUGGUUUGAUUUUGGCUAAAUAUUUUGUGUCUGUUAUUGUUGCAUCACUUCAUUUCUACAUUCAGCAGGUAAAUAAAGUUUAGUUUGGAUAUCGGUCACAUGUGCCAACUGGUUUCUGUUUACUGCUGCCAUCAAUAUGAAUUUUUGGCCAAUCAGGUCAGUCAGCGUAUGACUCGUGAGAAUGCUGAUGUCGCCUCAGGUCUGAUAAGCAGUUGGCAGCUAAGCUGGACAAAGCAGAGAGCUCUGAUUGGCUGAUGUUUGGCAGGGUUUGGGGUUAAAACAGCAGCUCAGUCCUUCAGCUCAUCAUCAUCGACACCAUGGCCUUCCUCUGGAUUGUCUCCUGCCUCGCCUUUGUCAGCGCCACCUAUGGGUGUGGAACCCCUGCCAUCCCUCCACAGGUCAGUGGCUACGCCCGCAUUGUCAAUGGUGAGGAGGCAGUGCCUCACUCAUGGCCCUGGCAGGUGUCUCUGCAGCAAUCCAACGGCUUUCACUUCUGUGGUGGAUCACUGAUCAACGAGAACUGGGUGGUGACUGCUGCUCACUGCAACGUCAGGACUUACCACCGUGUGAUUGCAGGAGAACAUGACAAGGGUUAUGGCUCCAAUGAGGACAUCCAGCUGCUGAAACCCGCUAAGGUGUUCACUCACCCCCAGUGGAACCCCCGUACCAUCAACAAUGACAUCGCCCUCAUUAAGCUGGCCACCCCUGCCCGCUUGGGCACCAACGUGUCCCCCGUCUGCCUCGCCGAGUCCAGCGAUGUAUUCAGUGCUGGUAUGACCUGCGUCACCUCUGGCUGGGGUCUGACCCGCUAUAACGCUCCCAAUACUCCCAACAAGCUGCAGCAGGCAGCUCUGCCACUGCUGUCCAACGAGCAGUGCAAGAGACACUGGGGCAGCAACAUCUCCAAUGUGAUGAUCUGUGCUGGAGGAGCUGGAGCCACCUCCUGCAUGGGUGAUUCUGGCGGUCCUCUGGUCUGUGAGAAGGACAACGCCUGGACUCUGGUCGGUAUUGUGUCCUGGGGAAGCAGCCGCUGCUCCACCUCCACCCCAGCCGUCUAUGCCCGUGUCACUGAGCUCCGUGACUGGGUGGACCAGAUUCUUGCCGCCAACUGAACCCUCAGAGGUUAUACUGCCACUGUGGAGGGCAACCAAUGAACCGCCCCAAACCAAGCUGUAAAUCCCACCUCAGUGUGUAGCCAGUGAGUGGUAAUAAAAAAAGCCCUGAACAUCAGCAA
Molecule: messenger RNA, 1326 nt
Organism: Scatophagus argus
Lineage: Eukaryota; Metazoa; Chordata; Actinopteri; Scatophagidae
Product: chymotrypsin B
Exons: 7
Coding region: 410-1204 (264 amino acids)
Biological process (GO): proteolysis
Molecular function (GO): serine-type endopeptidase activity
Source: RefSeq, a predicted model, not a curated record